AGGAUCAGAGUACUAAAGUUAAGUUGGUCAAGUUCUUCAACUUGGGUAGAAGCCUCUUUUGCCUUUUGGGAAGAUUGAUUCAAAAGUCAAAGAUAUGGGGCAGAUGUUGACAACUGAAAUCAAGUAAAAUGUCGCCAGCUUAGACUUUGAUUUCAUCAUGUCAAUCUAAACUCUAAUUCUCAUAUUUAAUAUAAUUUUCUUUUCUUCUUCUUCUCUCUGUCCUUUUUCUCUCCGCUCCUUCCGUCUCUCCCCACACCAGAAAUCCCAAAUGAACCCAAAACAGCUCCUCCUCCUCUUCUUUUCUCUCUUUCUCACAAUCACUUUCUCGUUGAACGAAAGAUUUGAAGCCUGCGAUGCCAAGACAUGUGGGAACGGGCAGAACAUAAGCUACCCAUUCUACAUCCAAGGCAAGCAAAAACCCUUUUGCGGGCAGCCAGGCUUCGAGCUAACGUGCAGCCACAACGGUUUCCCAAUUCUGACUCUCAUGUACACCCCAUACACAAUCCACCAAAUUUUCUACGACAACCAAUCUCUCCGAGUGUCCAAUCCCGUCUUUUCACAACCAAACCUUUCUUCUUGUAUUGCCCCGACUCAGAACCUCACGGUCGGAAGGUACAGAUUCCGAGUCGCUCCGAACCAGAGGGAACUGUUCGUGCUGUACGGCUGCGACUCAGCGGCGCUUCAGAAAACGGUGCCGGAGCGGAGGAUCUGGUGUUCUGCGGCGGGAAACGAAACGACGUCGGUUGUGGGGUUGGAUAAGGGGGAUCGGGAUUUGGUUUCGGCGCGGGAGAGUUGUAAGGGUGGUGCUGUGAAUGCGACGGUGGAUGAUUUGAAAGGAGGGGUUAGAGAGGCGCUGCAGAGAGGGUUUUUGUUGCUUUGGAAUGCGACUAGCUGCAGCGAGUGCAAGAGUAGUGGAGGGAGGUGCGGCUUCGACAUCGACCCUCGUGUCUAUGCUUUUAGGUGUUACUGUCCUGAUAGGCCUCAUGCUGUCAAAUGUACCAAUACAGGUACAAAGGGGUUGAGUAAGGCAGGAAAACUAGUCAUAGGUUUAAGUGUUGUAAUCCUAUGCAUGUUGAUGAUUGGGUUGCUCUUACAUUGCAAAAGAAAACACAGUUCCUCAAGUGGUCAAUUCCAAACAAGAAAUACUUUUUCUAUUCCCUCCUCACCAAAUGCAGAAGUCGAAAGUGGCAGUGUGUACUUUGGAGUUCCUCUCUUCUCCUACAAGGAGCUUGCAGAAGCAACAAACCGUUUUGACCUUAAUAAACAAAUUGGAGAUGGAGGCUUUGGGACUGUCUACAAUGGGAAACUCAAAGAUGGAAGGGAAGUUGCAGUGAAGCACUUGUAUAAUCAUAACUACAGGCGAGUAGAACAGUUCAUGAAUGAAAUUCAGAUCCUCACACGUUUGCGCCACAGAAAUCUUGUGUCACUCUAUGGCUGCACUUCACGUCAGAGCCGUGAACUGCUGCUUGUGUAUGAAUACAUUCCAAAUGGCACAGUAGCCAGCCAUCUCCAUGGGGAAUUGGCAAAGCCUGGCUUACUAACGUGGUCCUUACGAAUCAAAAUCGCACUAGAGACUGCUAGUGCAUUGUCUUAUCUUCAUGCUUCUAAAAUCAUUCACCGCGAUGUCAAAACUAACAACAUUCUUCUUGACAACAGUUUCUGUGUUAAAGUUGCAGAUUUUGGCCUUUCAAGACUAUUCCCCAAUGACAUGACUCAUGUCUCCACAGCACCACAAGGGACCCCGGGUUACGUUGACCCGGAAUAUCACCAAUGCUACCAGCUAACUAGCAAGAGUGAUGUGUAUAGCUUUGGAGUUGUGCUCAUUGAGCUAAUAUCAUCUAUGCCAGCUGUUGACAUGAACAGGCAUAAGGAUGAAAUUAACUUGUCAAAUCUAGCCAUAAAGAAGAUCCAAGAAAGGGCAUUGAGUGAACUGGUCGACCCUUAUUUGGGUUUUGAUUCAGACAAAGAGGUGAAGAGGAUGAUAGUUGAGGUGGCAGAGUUGGCCUUUCAAUGUUUGCAACAGGACAGGGAAUUGAGACCUCCCAUGGAUGAAGUCCUUGAGGUAUUGAAGAGAAUUGAAAGUGGGAAGGAUGAGCUAAAGCAUCUAGAAGAAGCAGUUCAUGGUUCUGGUUCUGGGGUUUCACAUAAUGUAACAACCUCAUCAUUGGAUGAAGCUGGAUUGUUGAAGAAUAGGAAGCCACCUUCUUCACCAAUAUCCGUUACUGAUAGUUGGGAAAGUAAAUCCACUACGCCUAAUGCCAGUUCUUAAUCACUUGGCCUAUUAUCUGAUAGUGAUACUUAAUCCAUUCUAGCAUUAGAAGCUUUCAGCAUUCAUUGUUAGUUGAAAAUGAGUGAAUCUGAGCAUCAUUUAUCAUGUGAUCCACUUGUAUAGUUAUAGGAUGAUUAUAUUAAGCGGAAUAUCAUAGUCAAGCCAGAAGUUGAGGGAAUAUAAAUUUGAAUAUUCAGAAUAAAAGAAAAUAUAGUUGUUGAUUCUA
Molecule: messenger RNA, 2495 nt
Organism: Glycine soja
Lineage: Eukaryota; Viridiplantae; Streptophyta; Magnoliopsida; Fabales; Fabaceae
Product: LEAF RUST 10 DISEASE-RESISTANCE LOCUS RECEPTOR-LIKE PROTEIN KINASE-like 1.2
Exons: 4
Coding region: 269-2269 (666 amino acids)
Biological process (GO): protein phosphorylation
Molecular function (GO): polysaccharide binding; ATP binding; protein kinase activity
Source: RefSeq, a predicted model, not a curated record